Schizosaccharomyces japonicus yFS275 is the source of this 2710-nucleotide messenger RNA. RefSeq names its product RNA-binding protein Cip2. Lineage: Eukaryota; Fungi; Ascomycota; Schizosaccharomycetes; Schizosaccharomycetales; Schizosaccharomycetaceae. Gene Ontology annotation, molecular function: RNA binding; nucleic acid binding. The record is from RefSeq and is a predicted model, not a curated record. Bases 136 to 1755 code for a protein of 539 amino acids. Gene Ontology annotation, cellular component: post-mRNA release spliceosomal complex; cytoplasm. The transcript has a single exon.
AAAGUUUUGUAAAUACAUUUUUGCGACCCGGCAUUCACCUACAUUUGGUCAUGUGUUUGUCCAUAUCAGGCGAGAACACCCAACCAACCACAAAUCUGCCAGUACAACCCAUCGCUUCUUCACCCCAUCCUAAGAAUGGCAGAGGGUAUGAGUCAGAGGCCUUUGACGCCUUUAUCACAGGCAUUUCUUGCUACGAACAAUUUGUCGCCUGUAACCUCUCCACUCCCCUUUCAUUCUGACCUUCCUGGACUUCGUAAAAAACGUUCUAAUUUUUUCCCCAAGUUCGACGAAACGAACGCUGUUGAUGACGAACGAAAGGCUGCUUUCCCCCCGAGCAACAACUAUGGCUAUUUCGACAGUCGAUUCUCCGCUGAGAGAGCAAUGUUUCCCUCGUCUGCUGCUAGCACUCCAGGGAUUGGUAUCGGUGAAAACUUCGACAUGCAUUCGUCAAAGGAAACGAUGUUUGACGGUGCAAACGCUCUCCCAAUCGCUCUCCAACAGGCACUGGAUGCUGGAGUAGCACCCUCUACGAAAACUUCGUUGGCUAGCGGUCGUACCCGGUUGCAGACUGCGUGGCAGGAACACAACAAGUCGUCGGGACUUUCGCUGAGCUUUUUUUCAGCGAAAAACGCCUUCUCCAAUCUGGGACCGUUAACGACGUCGGCGUUGCCGCCGUCGUUCAUGGGUUCUAGCCUGCUAGAAUCUGCUCGUGGAGCUCAAACUCCAUCGGCCCUUUCUUCUGCCUCUGUAGUCAAAGGCAGCAAUGGAAACAACGGCUUGGAGGGCUCUGUGAAUGGCAACAGAGUUUCUGCUGCCAUUGAAGAACAACAGGAGGAAACCAUCCCAACAGCCAUUGUCAUCAAAAACAUUCCCUUUUCGUUGAAAAAGGAGGUUCUCUUCAAGGUUUUUACGGCGUUGGACAUUCCUCGCCCCUACGCCUUCAACUAUCACUUUGAUAACGGCGUUUUCCGUGGUUUAGCUUUUGCUAACUUCCACACACCCGAGGAGGCUCGCAUUGUAGUUCAGAGCCUGAACGGAUAUGAAAUUUCCGGACGCAGAUUGCGUGUGGAAUGGAAGCGUCAACUUCCUGCCGCUGAGCGUGAGCGAAUUGAACGCGGUAAACAAGAAAAGCGCCUUUCUGAUGAACGUCGCAAGCAAAUGAAAACUAUGUUUUCUGUCCAUUCGUUGGGUGCUGGCACCGAUAUUGACAUGAACGAUAGCGCAACCUUGAACCUUUACUCCCACAUGAUCCUUUUCUACCACCGCACCGACUCGAUGAAUGAACUUGUACUGGGACCUAACUUGAGUGCCGAAGAGGUCCGUGUCUCAAAGCUGCUGGCCAGUCGUCUUGGAUUGAACUGUACCAUUCGUGGCGAGGGUGUUGACGAACACAAGCAAGUUGUCGUCAGUUUUCCUUCCGAGCCCAUGAGUAACUCGUCUGUUUCCAGCAGUAGCAACAACGGCAGCAACAACAACAACAAUGCCCCGAACGUAUCUAGCCCACUGGUGGGUGGAGGGACGACAAACUCUCUGCGUAACGGAUCGAGUUCGGUGAACAAUGUUGCUUCUUUUCGUCGCGGGGCCCCGUCCUUGCAAUUGUCGGACAACAUGAAGCUGCUUCGUGGCUACGCUGACUUUAAGAAUGCAUUCUCCGAUGUGCGUAGCAACCCCGUGACGCCUCUUGAGUCCCCCAGCUUUUUUUCCAACCUCUCGUUUUCGUCACAAAACAAGAACGACCCUCUUCUUCCGCUUUAACGAAUAAUGAUUUUAACAUGGAACCGUGUGCGGGUACUGCUGUUCUUGUUCCAAAUACAGUGCCCGCAGUUGUGAACUCUUCCUCGUUCGCUAAUGUCGUGGACAAUAGCCGCGCUUGGUGAGUGAAGCUGCUGUACUAACGGCCUUGUCUGUACAACGCUUUGUAUGCUUUCGUUCGAAAUGAAUCGUCACAUGAGCCGUUUGGUUGCUCAUGUUCUGUUUUGAUGCUGAUUUUUCUUUUUUUCCAUUUCUCUAUGCGCACGCAAAAAUCUUAUGAUUUAAUUACGUUUUUUGGUUUUGUUUGAUUUACGUCCACUCUGUCGCCGGACUUUUUUGCUCAAUCGUUAUUAACAAACUUGGAGAGAGAGGCUUCGAAGGGUGUGCACUACUUCCCAACAUCUACGCAUAUAAAACGGUUGCACACAUUGGAACACACAAACCCCUACUCCCCUCCAUUGCCUCUCUCUCCGGCAUGAACACUGCUUGAAAGAGUCCGUCCGCCAUUUGAAAAAGUCUUGUGUGGAUAGGGUGGUGUAGAUUGGUUUAAUAAUGCAAACAAUUUAUUGCCUUGGAUCCUUCUCUCAUCCUCUUUCCCCUCGACUCGUACUGUAUGUUUCCUCCACGUUUACGGAAACGGCUGGCGCAGAUUGUACUUCCUUCUGUGACACUAAUUGCCGGUUUUUCGAAGCGUGUGAUGAUUUUCUGUGAUUGUGCGUUAUUCUAUCAAAGUAUCGAAGUCUCGUUGCCUUUCUAAUAAUUGUUGAUCAAAGGGAGUUUUCUCCCUUCACGUUGAAACGUAGGUUACGUGAACGCACUAUGGACCGGACCGAGUAAUAACUAGCUAGCUGGUCCUAGUACUAUAAAAUGAUAGACAGCAAGUAUCUGAUUUAAGUGGUAGUGUGAAUGGAGUGAAGGAGUGCAUGUGUUCGUAUUAAAGGUCGUUCUUGCCCCCCCC